UAAGACAUGUUCCUGGAUCAACAUCUUUCGAUGAUCCUGGAUCAACAUUAAUGUCCAAGAAUAUAUAAAUAACCUAAUUCCUACCCCUAAACCUAACCCUACCAAUAAUGUAUUCCUAAAAUCAGUGGGAAAUGAUAGCUGAUUAACAAGAGUGUAGACGCACCUUACCCUGAUUGUAAGCCUAAAACAGAUAUUUCCUGAAAAGUUAAAUCUCUAUUCUGAUUGGAUGGUUGGAAUGUUGCUCCAGGAUCAACAAGGAUGUUGAUCCAGGAGCAUGCUGUACUUUGUGAAAUCACGUUCACUGAAGCAUGUACAUUUUCUACCUCCCUUUUCUUUGUCAUGCACACUUUUAUUUGUCAGUGAACCUUUCAUCAGGGGAACAGGCAUCUGAAUGCAGUUCACAGCAGUCCGGAGUUCCUGAUCUCAUUGCUCUAGAUGUUGAAGCACAUAACAAGAGAGUGCUUCAUACUCUCAGAAAGAUUUUGAGUGAUGAAUCAACCCCUGAGGACUUUGACGCUGCAGUUGAGGUGUUGAAAACAUUGAGCAAACUGAAUAACAACUUCUCUCAAGGUUGGAUUUGUAAGUACUUUCAGGAAAUUGAUCAGUUUGUGGAGAACCACUUUCCCAUGCUGCCAGCAGAGGGACCACAAGGAUCUCAGUUGGAGAAGUUAAAAGACUUUCAAAAGAGAACACAUAGCAAGAUAUAUGAUGAGGUGCUUCGAUUAACACCUGCACUGAAAGAUGCUGGCCUGCUAGAUCACCUGAAGGACAGUUACAGCCGCCAAAUCUUUACCAACCUGGACCUGCUGCUAAACAGAGAUCUGUCUGAAAACGAGAUCUUCUGCCUUCUACUGUGGGGAAAAGAUGUUUUCUUCAGUUCAGACUCACAGUAUUUCUUCAGAGUGCACGACCCUCUGCUGUUGACUGGAUGGUUUCAGAAAGCAACAGAGAAACUGCUGCCGAAUCUGCAGAAUUACAUCCGCACGACUCUUCAGAACAUCCUGGACUAUGAUGAGCAACAUAGACAUAAUGGAGAGUCAAUGGAUGAAGAAACGUUCAUCAGAGUUCACUUAGAUGUCACUAAAUGUCUGAAUUAUGUUAUUCAGAGUUUUCAGGAAUUUAGUCACACGCUGAUGUGUGCGGUACAAACGCUCUGCCUUCAAGAGCUUCAUCAUUUUGUUCAGGUGUAUGUGCAGGCAGAGAAAAAACGCCUGGAAAAACAACAACCCCUGAAGAAAAAUUCUGUGCAUCUGUUUCGGCUCAUCAGCACCUGUAGGCAACUCAGAUUUCUUGCUCCUCAACUCAACAAUCCAGAUAUAAACAACAACGAUGACUUCUCAAACAUUAUCCACAUGUUAGAGGAGAUGGAGGAUCACGUUCUGUCUAUUGUACAGAAGAUGAUAAAACAUGCUGCACAGGCCUUUUUAAGACAUUAUUUUAAAAAAGGAGGUGAGCAAAUUCAAGGGCUGAUAGAGGCAAUCCAAAAGCAAUGUGCAUCUCUGCCUCAGACUGAUGUGGGAAAAGAGAUUCAGCAGAUCUUUGUGAAUGUAUCCUAUGACUGUGUUUCACGCAUGUAUCUGGAUUGCCUGAUAAAGAGCAAGUUCAGCCGGCUAAAGAGGAGAUGGGGAAAUGUUGGAGAAAGGAUAAGCGAGGACAUUCUCAGUUUACACAACAAAUUCACUGAACUGAAUGUCAGUGCUGACCAGCAGAACCAUCUCCUUCAGAGACUCAGUGAAGUUUUGCUUCACGGUGAUGUAGAUGCACUGAAGAUUACUUGUUGUGCUUUCUUCAGAGAUUUCCCUCAGGAGAGUGAGCAGUAUGUACCUGGUCUGCUGCGCUGGAAGGGUGUGUUUUCAGAGCGACAGGUGAGGGAAGUGCUGGAUGUGAGCCGAGAGUUCAGCCUCGAUCUGAAGCCUAGACUCGUCACCUGUCAGCCUCUGAAGGGACUUUUCUGUUGUCUUUGAUAUGAAUAUCAGCGAGAAUUGUACAAAUUUUGGUUACAAGUUUAAUUCAAUGGCAUGACUGUUUCGUAACAUUUGGUUAUGAAUGUUAGUUGUUUAUACAGG
Carassius carassius (crucian carp) is the source of this 2066-nucleotide messenger RNA. RefSeq lists its product as uncharacterized. Gene Ontology annotation, molecular function: SNARE binding. Gene Ontology annotation, cellular component: exocyst. The coding region runs from base 309 to 1964 and encodes 551 amino acids. The record is from RefSeq and is a predicted model, not a curated record. NCBI's taxonomy places the organism in Eukaryota, Metazoa, Chordata, Actinopteri, Cypriniformes, Cyprinidae. Gene Ontology annotation, biological process: regulation of GTPase activity; exocytosis; exocyst localization. The transcript is spliced from 10 exons.